UUUGUGCGAGCUACGCGACAUGAAGCUCACGUGUUUCAUUACGGUAUGCGCAUGUCUGUCAUCAACAGUGUUCGCUGACGAAAUCAAACAUUUAAAUAGGAUAAAAAAAAUCGCAAGGUCGCAAGAGGAAUUGGCUGUUAAAGAUGUCACGGCGAGAAAAGAGAUAAAUCCCAUCCCUGAGAUUUCCGACAUAUUCCCCAAGUCGCGACAGUUUCAGCCACAGACACGAAUCGAGAAGCCCAAGAGAAACCAUGAGUUUCGAUCUGAAUCUCAACAACAACAACAGCAUCGUUAUAAUCGCGGCUACUCGAGAAAUCCGACAAGACACAUCAAGACUCGCUCGAUCGUCGGAUCGUCGACACGCGAGCUGAACGACAACCGGCUGGAUUCAAUUCCCGACGUGAUUCACGACGAGGGACCGAUUCGCAUCGAACCUGUUUUUCGCGUCACCACGAAGAAGAAUGGAGUCUUCGACUCCAUCGUUGACAUCCUGCAUCAAUUGCUGGACCCUCCUAAGAACGAACUGGGCCCGCUUGUGCCUAUUCAGAUGCCCGGAUCCAAGCGCAAGAUCUAUUUGCGAUUGAUAGAGCCGCUUGAUUCGAGCCAGGUGAUGGUGCGCUUCGUCACGCAGUUAGCGGUUCCUGUGAUCGACGCGGAGAAGCAAAUGAACCCCUUCAUCCCGAUUCCCUCAAUCAUCGAUCCCACCGCCAUGCUUCUGAAUCAUGCUCAUCACGGAACAGUACAUCCCGUAGUAUCGGGCGAUGCGUUGUUCGCCUCUUCCUCCAAUCGCCAUCACGUGGUUUAUCCGCCUCGAAACGUCAGCUAUGCUAAAGGAUUGCAAUCGACCAAACUACUGAUUAAAAACCCACAGAAUUCUUCGAAGAAUCAGGAAAACAAAGGGAGUUCUUCGCCCGCGAUACCUCCGAACAAAGCAGAGAGCGAUAAAAAUCGCUUGACGGACAUGCGUAACCUUCAGAAUUACGAGCAACAAUUGUUGAGCGAAUCGGCGGCUUCGUAUUAUCAGUAUCAAGCAGCGGGUGAGGAAGUUAUGAAUAAGGUGAAGGAGCUGCUCGCGAAAGAAAACGCAACGCUGCCGAUUGAAAGCGAAGGUGAUUCGAAGAGUCCUUCGGUAGAGCCUUGGUAUCAAUUAAGUACGCACCGUUUGCCUUUCCGGCAAAUCGCUCCGCAUCCGCUCGCACCGAUGGAACCCAGUUCCAGUUCUUACGCGGAUACUUACAAAGUGCCGAGCGAUGUUCUCACCGGUCCUAGUAGUUCGUACUCGACCUCGUACGAGCAAUACAACGACGCUAUUAAUUCUGCUUCCGGAUUCUACCCAAGCUCCUACAACGCCCCGAAUUCCUACUCGACAUCUUACAAGCAGAAUGAGAUUCACGAUACCCAUCCGAGCACAUAUCGGCCCAUCACGACCUCGUAUCACAAGCAGAAUGAGUUCAACAACGCUCCGAGUUCCUAUUCGAACUCUUAUCAGAAUCAGAAUGAAUUCAACGGAGCUCCGAGUUUCUAUUCGGGCUCUUAUCAAAGUCAAAACGAAUUUUACAGCGCUCCGAGUUCCUACGCGGCUUCUUACGAAAAGCAAAAUAAUCUUUUCAACGGGCCAAGUGCCUAUUCGAAUUCUCAUGAGAAGCCUAACGUUCAAUUUUCACCGAACUCCUAUGAAAAGCAAGUGGCUGCGAGUUCUAAUAACGCGCUUCGAGUCAUAGAUCCACCGUCUUACUUGCCCGGUUAUCGAACGGAAAAUCAAACGAAUCGAACGUUCGAGUCUACGACAACCGCGAUUCGGCAUCCGCGUUAUAACUCGCACGGGAUAACGGAUUCAUCGAAUACGGCCGGCGAGCCAGCGUCCCAAGUAAUAUGGGGUAAGUCGAAGCGACAGAAGAGCGAAUCGAGUUUCGAGAAGAUCACCGGCGCCGGGAUCGAUGACAAUCGCGGGAGAUGGCAACCGGUUGUAUUCGUGCACGAGAACGCGGAUUGGCAUGACGCAUACGAAGCCGAGCUGGCAAAGAUCGCUGCAACGGAACGACAGCCACUCUUCGAAGAUCGAUCCACGAGGAAGCCCUCCCGAGAAGGCGCCGAUCAGUCACGUCGGAAUAAUAAACAUCGCGGCGGCGCGAUUGCUCGAAAUCCGAGAUGUUCGACCGCCUCGGGAGAACAAAACGAGUGCGAGCGAUCGAGAUCCACGACCGUAUCGACGCCUCGUUCCGAGAGUACCGUAAGGAUCGUUGAAAAGCAGACGCAAUCAGCUGUCAAUAGCGAAUCGAUAACGGUGGUGAAAUCGACAACGAGUAACACGAUUGAAACUUUGCAACCGAAUGUCACCGCGAAGAGUCCAACAGCCGCAAGUGUGACAAAGGGAUCAUCGCAGUUAAUGACAACGACCGAGAGUCCUAAAUCGAUGAGCGGCAACGGGACGACGAAAGGAUCGUCAUUGUCGAUCAACGUAAUCAAGAGCGAUAGCACGACGACGGAGAAACCGCCGGGGAAACUGCUGAUGAAAGCGAUCGAGAACGUUUUGAUAAGCAGUAUGGCAGAGAGAUUAGUCGCGACCGAAGCUAGCGUAAUUAAACCGACCGUGAAUGUGAUGCAGAAAUCGACCAAUCAAUUGACAAGUCAUUUGAAGAGCAAUACGAUUAAGAAAUCGAGCGAUACGAUUAAGAUAUCGAGCGGUACGACUGAAAAAUCGAUCGGUACGACUGAAAAGUCGAGCGAUAAAUCGACUGAAAAAUCAUUGACAAACGGCGCGAUCAAAAUUUCCAUAUCGAGUGAUAAAACAAGAAAACUAGAGCUAUCGAAAAGGCCUAUGGUAAUGAAGAAAGCAAUAUACAUAAUGAAGAGACCGGAAUUGAAUAGUACUACAAGGACAGUCACGACGCAGAAGCCGAUGAUUAGUAGUACGACCAAGGGAACGACAGUCGCGAGAAAAUCAAAAUUUUCAAGAACGAUUUCGAAAGCAAAGUCGAGCACUACUUGAUGCUUUAUUUAUAUUGAUAACGAGAUUCUCUUUCUUUUUUUUUAGGCACGAUUGACUCGCGUUCUUAUGCGAUUAUGCGCGUUCCUUCAUAAACGACGACUGUAACGCGUAAUUAUAUUCCAAAAAUGAUUUUUGACUCUUUAUGUUUUAUGCAAAAAUCAUAAAGAUUGUCUGCACGCGUAUCUACAUGUAUAAAUGUGUGUGUAUGUAUAUAUAUAUAUAUAUAUAUAUGUGUGUGUGUAUGUGUGUGUGUGUGUGUAUCUAUAUCCUGUAUAGCAAUUGAUCGAUUAAAAUAA
Molecule: messenger RNA, 3285 nt
Organism: Cataglyphis hispanica
Lineage: Eukaryota; Metazoa; Arthropoda; Insecta; Hymenoptera; Formicidae
Product: NK-tumor recognition protein-like
Exons: 3
Coding region: 20-2989 (989 amino acids)
Source: RefSeq, a predicted model, not a curated record